Uranotaenia lowii is the source of this 2281-nucleotide messenger RNA. RefSeq names its product glycoprotein 3-alpha-L-fucosyltransferase A (gene FucTA). The transcript has 3 exons. Gene Ontology annotation, cellular component: membrane. The record is from RefSeq and is a predicted model, not a curated record. Gene Ontology annotation, molecular function: alpha-(1->3)-fucosyltransferase activity. NCBI's taxonomy places the organism in Eukaryota, Metazoa, Arthropoda, Insecta, Diptera, Culicidae. Bases 253 to 1275 code for a protein of 340 amino acids.
AUCAUCACAACAAACAGUGGAGAACGGUUGAACCGGCUGGAGAAACAUGGCUCCUACAGCAGAUUUGAUGACCGCGAUCAACUGGAGUCAGAUCAAAACCAGAACGAAAUUACAUACGGAGAACGACCGUGGUACUUUUCGAAUGGCGUCCGCUACCCGAAACCGGUACGCCGGAAUCGUAAAACUAACAAGCGAGUCGCCCGGUUGCUUCCGUCGGAAACAUCUCGAAGCGAUCGGAUCACCAACCAGCUGAUGUUUGUUCCCCCGAACUACGAGUCGAUCAAGCGGAAGGGUAAGCUGAAAACGAUUCUCCUCUACAAUGGACUGGGGCCGUGGAACGUGAAGGCGGGCCGAGAAGUGUUCCUGAAUGCCAAAUGUCCGGUGUCUACGUGCAGCAUUACGGCCGCCCGCGAUAAAGCUGUCACGGCCGAUUUGAUACUGUACAAGGAUCAUUACAUCCCGCCAGCCGUGCCACGAUCCGCGCGGCAGAUUUAUAUGAUGUACUUCCUCGAAUGUCCGUACCACACUCAGCACGUCAAGUUCCCGGAUGUGUUCAACUGGACGGCAACCUAUAGGAAGGACAGCGAUGUGGUGGCUCCGUACGAGAAGUGGGAAUACUUUGAUCCCCGAAUACGCCAGGCCGAGCAGGAUCGCAACUACGCUCUGAACAAAACACGCAAGGUGGCUUGGUUUGUGUCGAACUGUGGGGCUCGCAAUGGUCGACUGCAGUACGCUCACGAGCUGCAAAAGCACAUUCAGGUGGACAUUUACGGAGCCUGUGGGACCUAUAAAUGCUCCCGAUCUACGGCAGACAAGUGCUUUGAGAUCCUCGAUCGGGAUUACAAGUUCUACUUAGCGUUUGAAAAUUCCAACUGUAAGGAUUACAUAACGGAAAAAUUCUUCGUCAAUGCCUUAAAUCGCAACAUUCUGCCGAUCGUGAUGGGUGCCCGACCUGAAGAUUAUGAGGCCAGUUCACCACAGAAGUCAUACAUCCACGUCGAUGAGUUUGCAUCACCCAAAGAGCUAGCAGAGUACCUCAACAUUCUGGAUAGGAAUGACGAGUUGUACAAUUCGUAUUUCAAGUGGAAAGGCACCGGGGAAUUUAUCAACACCUUUUAUUGGUGUCGCGUUUGUUCGCUUUUGCAUGAUGAAGCCUCCUUCCAGAAGCCGAAAUGGUACGAAGAUAUCAACGACUGGUGGCGAGGGCCUGGUGUCUGCACGGACGGAUCGUGGCGAAACUACAGAGCUCGAAAGGAUCCCAUCAGCGAAGAAUAGCACAAGAGAAAAGGAUAAUCAAAACUUUUCUUUCCUUAAACAAGCAUUUAUUUGCGAUAUUCGAUCGUGCAACAUAUUUCCAUAGUUUAGAUAUUUGAAUUCAAUAAAUGAUAGUUUCGUUAACAACAUAGGAAUAAAAGGAAACGGUCUAGUCGAAUCUCAUGAAACGUUGUGGGUGUGAGCAAUUAAAAAAAACGGAAACGGACAAGAUCUGAUGUCUUGAAUAGCGCGAUAUCUUAACGAAAUAUGCGCAUAACUUAUGGUUAGAACGUUGAUUGAACGUUCAUUGCUAGAGAAACAAUCUUAGGUAUGAGUUAAGAUGAUGAUGUGAUUGAUGGUAUUUAUUCAAAGUUUUUGUUGUUGAAUUUUAGUUUAUUUUAUUUUAAUUUUAGUUAUAAAAAGAACCCACAAUUAACAGUAUUGUACUGAGACAAUACGGAAUCAAAUUCUUCUGGCACUGAACUGAAACGAAGGAGAGAAAAAUCUCAAGACCCGCGUCUGUGACCAAAGAUCAUUUUAUAGGUACAUCUAUCAAGUAAAAUCGAACGUUCACUCAUAAGACUUUAAAACUCAUUCCAUCUAGAAUCUUAACAGUAAGAUAUUCCUUUUUUCGACUAUAAUUAUUUCAAUCUUCUAAUAAAUAUAAAUAAACCGAAACGCAAUUCUUUCAAAUAUUAACUUUAUCAAUUAGGAACCAAAAAUUCGUUUCGAACAGAUAAUAACGCGAUUUGAGACAUGCAUGACCGAGGUGAAACAACCAAACAAAAAUACAUUAUAAAACAAAACAGAAAUGCCUGAACAAUUGAAAAAAAAAACAAAAAUAUUAACUUUGUCUUAAUAUGGAGAAGAACUAAAAUACGAGCGAAUCCCAACGAAAAGACGGGAGUCUGUGUGAGUUAAAUCAUAUUUGGAAACAAUGGUAAUUCUUCUCACUACUUUCUGGGAAGAACCAAUUUAUGUUAAUCGUAUUGGAUUAUUUCAAAGGAUAAUAAAAUAAGAUACAUCA